Messenger RNA from Penicillium subrubescens, 1176 nucleotides. Its product is annotated as T6SS phospholipase effector Tle1-like catalytic domain-containing protein. Bases 1 to 1176 code for a protein of 391 amino acids. The record is from RefSeq and is a predicted model, not a curated record. The transcript is spliced from 5 exons. NCBI's taxonomy places the organism in Eukaryota, Fungi, Ascomycota, Eurotiomycetes, Eurotiales, Aspergillaceae.
AUGCCCCGCGAAUCGGUGCAGCUAGCGGCCCAGCUGGCAAGUUACAAACGUAUCAUCCUAUGUGCAGACGGGACCUGGCUUGCGUCCGACCUGGGAGACGCGUCCGUGCCGUCCAACGUUGCGAGAAUUGCUCGCACCAUCGCGACGAGUGGCCCAGACCUCCAUGGAAACAUCGUUCAGCAAAUUGUCUCAUAUCAUUCUGGACUGGGAGCGGGGGAGCUCCCUUUCCAAAAGGCUAUUUUUGGCGGCAUCGGCUGGGGUUUAGACAAUGAAGUUUGUCAGAUCUACGAGUUCAUAUCCAACAACUACGUUAAAGGCGUGCUCUCAUCUCAACACAUGUCGCACUUCGCCGAAAUGUGGAAGGCUUACCGGGAAAAUACAGGCGGACAGCCCUUCCGGAAGACAGCAUGGUAUCAGCAGAAUCACGGCAAACUGCGCUUAGAGGAUGAUGUCCGCAUCAAGGUAGUGGGUGUUUGGGAUACUGUUGGCGCUCUAGAUGCGCCAGCCAAGGAUCUACAGCAAUGUUGGUUUCCCGGCGUACACCAAAAUAUUGGGGGUGGGGCGCCGGAUUGUGAAAUUGAGGAUAUCACAUUUGCAUGGAUGGUGGACAAUCUUUCCGGAAUGUUGGCCUUUGAAGGUGUGAUAAUCGAGGAAAUAAUCCAGAAACACCUUGCUACGCGUGCCGAACGUAACUCACUAGCCCAACAAAAAGAUAAUUGGGGCUGUGGGUACAUCAGAUCCAAUUUUGCUGGCCUGCUGGGUGCGUUCUUCCGUGGGCUAGGGAAACAGGACCGCACGCCGGGAAACUAUCCGCAGGUUCCAGGGGAUGACAAGAGCGCUCGCACCACUGAAGAGUCCUUCCAUCCGAUUGCCCGGAUCCGGAAGACCAAACUGGCUGGAGGUUAUUCACCAGCUGCGCUGGGUGGAUAUGUGAUCGAGGGGCCCGGUAAUGGUAGUGGUGGCCAAACCGGCUGGCAAUGGGUCAAAAAGGACGUUUCCCUGGCAGUGCCAGAGUACGUUUUGCUCCCGGAUAAGAAGAUGACUGUGACACAUAAUUUGGAUUUUGUGUCCCGGCCCAGCCUAUCCAGAACUCUAUGUCCAAAGAGCCGUUUGGCGGACCUCGAUCGACAUAACGGUAUAGCCAUACCUGCUAGUGAGACGACUGCCAUUCAAUGA